Messenger RNA from Caenorhabditis auriculariae, 5147 nucleotides. The record is from the annotation of a GenBank genome assembly. Lineage: Eukaryota; Metazoa; Nematoda; Chromadorea; Rhabditida; Rhabditidae.
AUGGCGCUCAGGCCUCUUCUGCUUUUGGCCCUUGCCUCUUCUGUUUUUUGCAUCCCUUCAGACCAGUGAGUUGAAAAAAAUUUUUCAGUGAAAAAGAGAUGACAACGUUAAAAAAAGGAAAAAAAAAUUUUGAUUCAUAUUUCGCUCACAUACAAAAAAUUCUGAAAAUUUCAAAAACAUUUCUCUUCGUUUUGUUGGAAAAUUUCUUUUUACCACGGGCUUGGUUGUCAAAAAUGAGCUUUUUACCACAAUAAGAAAUGGAAGUUAAGAUUUCUCUGUUGUUCUCCUAAAUAAGGGCAAGUAGCGUUUUUUGUCAUAAAAAUGUCGUCAGAUGAUAUUAUUUCACAUUUCAUCUGCGUAAAUAUUGUUCUUUCAAGAAAUCACAUCAUUUAAUCUUGAUAGAGAGACCAUUUAGAUCAUUUUUAACCAAUCUGAGAUGUUUUCAGGCAACAUUGUUACGGCUUAGAAUGUGAAUCGAAAGAAGCUCUUUUGGACAUCAUCAGAAACUUCCAAGAAGAGAAACACGCUGAGUACAAUGCUCCACGCAACAAUCCUGCCUUCAAAAGAACGGCUACUGUGAACAAUUUCUUGGACGCAAUUGGAAUCGAAUCUGCGGCACCUGCUCCCACCAACUGCAACAUCUGCAGCGACCCUAGCAAAUGUAUUAACGGAGGUACCUGCGUACCUGACCCAAGAAAUCCGUUCGGCUCGUACUAGUGAGUUUUUUUGUUAAAAACCUAAAAAAAGAAGGUAAUUUUAUUCGGUUUGAACAUUUUUUUCUAGAAGGAGCCAAAAAAAUUUUUUUCGCAAGGUUGAACUGUUUCCGUUGAGAAGUUUCUAACUUCUUUUUUAAUUUUCUUGUUGGAAAUCAACCUCUUUUCGGAGACUUUUAGAAUUUUCUCCCAGCUUUCCUUUUGAGCAAUUUGUUUUCCAGUUGCCUCUGCCCAGACAACGCUACUGGCCAAAACUGCCAGAAAACGAUUGGCUGCAAAGAAAACAGCUGCGGACCAAAUACGAACUGCUUCGUGCAGAAUCAUCAACUGAACUGUGUUUGCAAGCCUGGAUACAGCGGUGAGAUCUCAAUAUCCCAUCAAAUCCGAUAUUCAGUGGAAAAUGAAGAAUUCUUGUUUUAGGAGCGUAUCCAAAAUCUUUGGGAUGUACUGCCAAAACCGUUCAGUCCUGCUGUAAUGGCGAUCCACAUUGCACUACUUUCGACGGCCUCCACUACGACUACCAAGGUUUUUCUCUCUGUUGAACUGCAACCGAUGAAAAAUCUUCUAGGAACAUGUCCUUACGUUUUUUCCCAGCCCUGCAAAACCCUCUCGGCACCCUACUCCUACUACUCUGUUCGUGCCAAGAAUGAACUCGUGUAUCCUGGCGCUCAGUAAUAUUUUUCUCAAAUUUGAACCAAUAGUGAAAAAGAAAUUUCCAGCGUCGCUUCGGUUUCUGAAGUAGAAGUUGACUUUUACAAUCGCACCAUUCAUAUUGACGGCCGUUCAAAAUGGGUUUUGGUAGAUGGUCUGCAAGUUCGCCUUCCUUGGUACUACCCGAACAAAAAGAGCCCUCAGGUUAGUAUUUUCUGCCUUGUAAAACUAUCUUUUUUGUUCGAGUAUCAAGACUUUUGAUUAUCAAACAUCGUUUGCAAUAAAAAUCGGAAAAAAUGAAUUUAACAAUCGGAAAAACAAUGACACAUUGAAACUACAGAUCACGGUGACGUACAGCGGCUACACAUUCUAUGUUUACAACGAUCAGAACGUCAGAGUAACUUUCACUACCUCAGGAAUCGUCUGCGUUCAGGUGAGCAUCUGAGGAAGUUCGAUGCUUAUAAUAAUUUACUACAUAGGUUCCGGACGUUGCCGCUUUCACCGGUCAGCCGACGCUCUGCGGAUUGGCUGGUAACCGGGAUGGAAACUACAAAAACGAUGUCGUCAACAAGUUAACUUGUUCUAAAGUCCAUAUAAACCUAGAAAUCGUUCAGGAAUGGCUCAAUUUACCCGGUCAACAGCAGAUAUACGCCUUCCCAAGGAGCCGGUUUCACUGGUUUCCUUCACACUGAAGUGAAUAGAACUGUCUUUUCUGAUAAAAAACUUGAUCGCAGGAUUCCUGGAUCACUGAUAAUUUCUUGAAACUGCGUACCGGCCAAGAAGUUUGCGUUACCGGCGAAAUCAUAAACAACAACACCCAAUGCGUAAGGAGCUACUCAGUUGCUUGCGAUACAGCAGUGAUUUCUCAUUUUUCUUGAAAUUUCAUCAACUUCUCAAAAGAAAAAACAAGAAAAUGUAAGUCGAGAUUUGAGGAUGCCGAGAAAGCCGCUCGUUCUUGCAACCCGAUUUUGCAAGCCGCAGCUGGUCAAGGACCUUUCGCUCUUUGCAGCGCUUUAUCCAACGACACGAUCACUGUAAAAACUUCAAGCAUACAAGCAUUCUUUCAUAUUUUUAGGACCUCUACAAUGAUUGCGUCUACGACGUUUGCCGAAAUCCGCCCUUCAUUUGUUCCGCGCUCUAUUCCUUUGUUCAAACUUGCCAAGCCUCAGUUCCAAGUGAGUUCUGAAAAGAUGGCCAUUUCAAACUCAUUCAAAAAAAAUUUUUUCUUAUAGAUCUGAUAACAUUCAGAAAGUUUGAAUGACUCGCUAGAUUAAAGCCAGUAAACUGAAGCGAUGUUUCGCAAGGAAGCUUUUCUUUUUUUUUCAAAUCAGACCGAAAAAGGUCAAAACCUUCAGAAAGACCCUCAUGAAGAAAUCGAAAAGUUGGAAGUCUUCCACUCGACUAAUUUCAGCAUCAGCGAAUUUCAAAUUCUGAAAAAAUGUUCAUAUUUCAGUAGUCGAUAGUGUACAAUCUUGAAAGCUUUUAAUUUAAUACACUAUAAGGGAAUCCAAAAAAAAUACAAUCUAUUAUAAAAAUGUUCUCCUAGUAGCCCUAUUCCAAUUUAUUCAAGAGUAACAAAGUCUUUUCUGUACCAUAUUGAGUAUAAAUGUAUUAAAUUUAGCUGGAAACUUCGGAAGUUGGCGCACAGACACGGGUUGCGCUCUCGCCUGUCCUUUGAACUCCCACUACAGCUCUUGUGCAAGCUCCUGUCCUGCUUCAUGCUACAAUCCGUACCCAGAAGACUGCGACCAAGGUUUAGAUCACCAAUUAUUCCUAACAACUUGAAGAAGUUGUGCCUUCAGGUUGCGCUGACGGAUGUACAUGUGAUUAUGGAUUUGUCAUGGACAACACGGUGACUUCCGUUCUCCGAUGUAUUCCGAUUCAGCAAUGUGGUUGCGUUGAUCAGUACGGAUAUUCUCAUCCAGGUUAGUUAUCUGAGUUAUAAAAAUACUAUUAAAUAAACUUAUUCGCAGCUGGAGCUCCUUGGAUCUCAGACAACUGCACGAUUUGGCACGAAUGUCAGAACGGAUCUUACUAUAGCGAGGUGAAAAGAGCUCAGGCUCUUGGAAACUGUUUUUUUAUCUUUUAGUAUCGUCCUUGUGGCCAAUACAGUAACUGUGAAGUGGUCGAUUUGAACCAGAGAUGUAAUUGUCUUCCCGGAUUCACGGGAGAUGGCUACAACUGUACAGACAUCAACGAGUGUCUUAAUCCCGCUAGUUGCAGCGUCAACAAGGGUCAAGGAAUUUGCACCAACACACCAGGUUUUUGUUUUCAAAAGGUUUUCUAAACAUUUUAAUGGUGUUUCAAAUUGAAAAAGUCCGUUGAAGUUUUCAUGAAGUCAUGAAACAGUAGUAUGUAAUCCUUUGAUGAAUUUUUCUUUUGAAAUAAUAUCCGCAAAUAGAGAAAAUUAAUUUUCUCAGCUUUCCAAAUUUUUUUUCAAUGAAAAAAACAUAUUAAAUUGCUUGAAUGAAAAAAAGUAUAUUUGGCAAAAGAAUCAAGAUCUAUGAAAACAUAUAAAGCUGCUUCUAUCAAUAAAAAAAGAGUUUCCUAUUUUUGAGAUUAAUUAGAAAAAAAUUAAUAUGCGGUUCAUAGUAGAUUUUAAGAUUGUUUUUGUUCUCCUCUGUUCAAAAAAACUCUUUUUCUUUUUUUGACUAAAAAUCAAAGUAAAGAUUUUUCAGGAUCUUAUUCCUGUGCCUGCAAGGAGUACUACACCGGCCGUAACUGCGAACUUUACAUGCCCAGACGUCACUGCGCUGAUCUCUACCAUUACUGGAGCUUCAAAACGAGCGGCGUCUACAUGUUGGUUCAAAAAGGUCCGAAUAUUUCAAGCUGCUUUUUCAGAAUAAACCCUCCCUAUUCCGUUAAUGGUCUUCCACCCUUCUCAAACUACUCUGUCUAUUGCGACAUGGACACAGGUUGAGACCGAAUCGUAUUCUUGGAUUCAUUGGAAGUAUCAUAACAGAUGGCGGUGGCUUCACUUUGAUGUCGUUCGAUGACGGUAACGCCAACGUGAACAAAUCGUACCAACAAUAUGUCAAUGGUAUGAUGAGAAAUCGCUUGAUCGUAACAACUGGGAACUCAAUCAGGGUUCGGCGACCCGAGUACGCAGAAGCUUUGGCUCGGCUUGGACUUGAUUCAUGGAAUGACGAUUCUCGAGCCGCACACGUUCGAUCAAAAAUCAAACUAUUAAAAAUUAUGAUUUUUGAAGGCUUCGACUGACUUUACAUCGCUGUGCUAACAACGGGUUCCCAGCUAAAACGACGGAUUGUACCUACGGAUCAUUCAAAGUCCUCGGACCUGAAACGCAAUACUCCGUUGUCAUACCAAAGGUAUAACCUAGAAAUUCGUAAAAAAAUUAUUCAUGUUUUGAAAUUGAGGCGUGCACCGGAUCAGAAUCAGUCGCCAACUAUUACCAGGACGGAUGGGCGCGAUGGACCCUUAGCGGCAUUGGUCCCAAGUUUUCCGCUUAUGAUCAAGAAAAUUCCAAAGGUGAGAAUUCAGUUCUCCAUCAGCUUGAAGAUUUUUUUUCAGAUUUCCUUUGCUCGAAAACUUUCCAAAACACUGGUUUUUGGUUCGACACCACGAUUCGCUGUGGAUCUGCCAACCUCAACGGAGUUUAAAAAAACAAUCAUUUGAGAAAUUACUUUUUUCUGUUUGCAGGUACGGUUCAGUUGUGACAACAUUCCUUCAACCUAUGAAUCUUACUUGUCUUGGGCUGGAGACCCACUUGGGCAGGCGACCUUGUUGCUGCGACCAGCAGGAUACCCCAACUACGAUAACUAA